Messenger RNA from Cricetulus griseus (Chinese hamster), 1468 nucleotides. Lineage: Eukaryota; Metazoa; Chordata; Mammalia; Rodentia; Cricetidae. The record is from RefSeq and is a predicted model, not a curated record.
AUGAGGCAUCUAUGGCUGCUGCUGCUGUGUGUUUUCUCAGUUCAAACUCAAGCUGCUGAUGAUGACUACGAUGAUUCGGACGGCGUCCUUGUCCGUGGUCAUCGACCGAUUGACAGGAGAAAGGAAGCGGCUCCUAGCCUGAGACCUGCCCCCCCUCCUAUCAGUGGAGGUGGAUAUCGAGCCCGUCCAGCCAAAGUUGCUGCCAGUCAGAAGAAAAUGGAAAUAAAAGCCCCUGAUGCAGGAGGCUGUCUUCAUGCCGACCAAAACCUGGGAGUGUUGUGUCCUACAGGGUGUCAGUUGCAACAGACUUUGAUAAACCAGGAAAAGCCAAUCAAGGCCAGUGUUGCUGAGUUAAAUGGCAACAUACAGUCGGUUUCUGAGACCUCUUCCACCACCUUCCAGUAUCUGACUCUCCUAAAAGACAUGUGGAAAAAGAAGCAGGCACAAGCUAAAGAUAAUGAAAAUGUCAUAAAUGAAUAUUCCUCCAUUCUGGAAGACCAGAGAUUAUAUAUUGAUGAGACCGUGAAUGAUAAUAUCCCCCUUAAUCUUCGUGUGCUCCGCUCCAUCCUGGAGAACCUGAGAAGCAAAAUACAAAAACUAGAAUCUGACAUCUCAGCUCAGAUGGAAUACUGCCGUACCCCAUGCACUGUCAGCUGCAAUAUCCCCGUGGUGUCUGGCAAAGAAUGUGAGGAGAUCAUUAGGAAAGGAGGGGAGACAUCUGAAAUGUAUCUCAUUCAGCCUGACACCUCCAUCAAGCCAUACAGAGUCUACUGUGACAUGGAAACAGAAAAUGGAGGAUGGACAGUCAUACAGAACCGUCAGGAUGGCAGUGUUGACUUUGGCAGGCAGUGGGACCCAUACAAACAAGGAUUUGGUAAUAUUGCAACCAAUGAUGAUGGGAAGAAGUACUGUGGCUUGCCAGGUGAAUAUUGGCUUGGGAAUGAUAAGAUUAGCCAGCUUACCAGGAUAGGACCCACAGAACUUCUGAUUGAAAUGGAGGACUGGAAAGGAGACAAAGUGAAGGCACAUUAUGGAGGGUUCACAGUGCAGAACGAGGCUAACAAGUAUCAAGUCUCAGUGGACAAGUACAAAGGGACUGCUGGCAAUGCCCUCAUGGACGGAGCCUCUCAGCUGAUGGGGGAAAACAGAACCAUGACCAUCCACAAUGGCAUGUUCUUCAGCACAUACGACAGGGACAACGAUGGCUGGUUAGCUUUAGAUCCCAAAAAGCAGUGCUCAAGAGAAGAUGGUGGUGGAUGGUGGUAUAACAGAUGCCAUGCAGCCAAUCCCAAUGGCAGAUACUACUGGGGUGGUCUUUACAGCUGGGACAUGUCCAAGCACGGCACAGAUGAUGGUGUGGUGUGGAUGAACUGGAAGGGAUCAUGGUACUCAAUGAGGAAGAUGUCUAUGAAGAUCAGGCCCUUCUUCCCACAGCAAUAGACCUCCAAAUGUAGACUUUUAUUCUUCU